Amblyraja radiata (thorny skate) is the source of this 2911-nucleotide messenger RNA. It is a transcript of the gene cax1, whose product is annotated as cation/H+ exchanger protein 1. Bases 115 to 2343 code for a protein of 742 amino acids. The transcript is spliced from 20 exons. Gene Ontology annotation, cellular component: membrane; endomembrane system. Gene Ontology annotation, biological process: calcium ion transmembrane transport; intracellular calcium ion homeostasis. NCBI's taxonomy places the organism in Eukaryota, Metazoa, Chordata, Chondrichthyes, Rajiformes, Rajidae. The record is from RefSeq and is a predicted model, not a curated record. Gene Ontology annotation, molecular function: calcium:proton antiporter activity.
AGGGUACUUGCGCAUUGGUUACAAAAGGCGGAGUGGCGGUGGUGAGUUUGUGCGGCAGGUCGUCCCCGGGGCAACACUUGUAGACCGGCCGGCAGCCGACACCAGCCCCUCGCCAUGUCGGAGAUAGAGCAGGAGCCCGAGCUGGCCGUGCGGAGACGGAGCACCCAAGAUGUCUUGAACUUUGGGAGGGAGAGUGAGCUAAGGGCUGCAGCACCUCCCUAUCCUCUGACCCUCUGGCAGUGUGAGCUGUAUCCGCAGACUGAGCUGAUGGACAUGCCUUCACCACUUACACCAAAGUCAAGCGCAGUGUCUUGCUCAACUAUGACGCAAAAUCAUUCGUGUGAAGGGAUAACGUGUCCGGGCUGCUUGAUGAUGACAAAAACCAUGCUGCUGGCAGAGAAUGAGGUUGAGGCACACAAACUGGCCAACAACUACAAGUUUGGGUUUAAGAAAUGGAAAAGCCAUGUGACUGAGCGACCCUGGGAAGACCGUUCUGCAAUAGUGAAAGAGCUGUAUUCAGAUCUCAACAUCAUCAAACAUCCAGGAUCUCUGAUAACCUGUGACAACGUGUUGUAUGUGCUGCUGUUUGGUUGGUGGAUUGCCCUGCUGUACCUUUUAAUCGCUCUCAUUAUGUUUGUUACCAUUGUGGGAAUUCCCUAUGGGAAAUUGUGCUGCAGUCUUGCUGGAUAUUAUUUCUGGCCAUUUGGGAAGGUAAUUCUAAAACUAUUCAUGAAUCGGAGAAAAAGCAGUGUGCGGUUUUAUGGCGAUAGUGUUCCCGAGACGACAAAUGUGGAGACAACGGCACUGCUUGGUGACACAGAAAAAGACGAACACAUUCUGGCAGAGACACCCACGACGGGAAUUAAUUACUGGCGCUGUCCUAGCACCUAUGUGUGGCUUCUUCUGGGUUAUCCACUUCUAGCAAUUGCCCAUGGCCUGGCUUCUUUCAUCGCCUGGAUUUUGGUUGUCACCAUCCCAAUAGCCAAGCUCAAUGGAAGAGCCAUCACAAACAUCCUCCUAAUCCCUCCCGAACAGCUUCAGAUCAGACCGUUCAAGAGGAUGGACGUUCCAUUGGAUGGAGAAGUGCUCCUUUGUUGUUACCGUGCUAUGAAUUUCUACUAUUACAAGUAUACUGUGGUUGGCAUUAAUGUGUUUGCUGUGAAUCUGCUUCCACUAGUUGUAGUUGCCCUGGUCUUGGGUUAUGCUGACACAGAAAACAAAUACGCCAGUUCACUUGUAAAAUUUGUGCUAUCCAUCCUGGCAAUAAUUCCUCUGUCCUACUACAUUGGGAUGGCGAUCGCGAGUAUUUCAGCACAGAGUAACUUUGCAGUGGGUGCAGUAGUGAAUGCCACGUUUGGUUCCAUCACCGAGUUGACCUUCUACAUAACGGCUCUGAUCAAAGGCAGUCACAAGGGGAACAAGAGCUAUGAGGAGGUGGUGAAAAGUGCUCUGACUGGAACCUUGUUGGGAUGUGUGCUCUUUAUUCCGGGUAUAUCCAUGGUGAUUGGAGGGUGCAAGCACCAGGAGCAGAGGUUUAACAGCCGCUCGGCAGGCAUCAGCUCAGCACUGCUCUUCAUAUCUGUGGGAGGUGUGUUUGCACCAACUCUCUUCUCCAAGGCCUAUGGAAACUUAAUAUGCCAAGACUGCACCAAUUCAACACAGAAUGAUUCUGGCGCCUUUCAAUGUAAUGAUUGUCACUUCAGUAUGAGUAACUCCUUGUUUCACAGUCAUGUUCAGCCCCUGAUCCACACUGUGUGCAUACUUCUCCCAGCAUCAUAUGUCAUUGGUCUCAUUUUUUCACUGAAGACACAUACCCACAUCUAUGAUAUUCAUAUCAGUGACUGCCAUGUUCCAGGACACAGCCACAAUGUUGUUAUCCAUUGGUCACGAUGGAGAGCUGUGGUGCUGCUUGUUGUGACCACUGUUUGCAUGUCUGCCUGUGCAGAAUUGGUGUCUGAGCACAUUGACCCCUUGUUGUCCAGCUCGGCAAUUUCACCGUACUUCCUUGGUGUAACUGUUUUGGCGAUGGUUCCUGAGCUUCCUGAAAUAGUUAAUGGAAUCCAAUUUGCAUUGCAGAAUAACAUCAGCCUCAGCUUGGAAGUUGGAAGCUCCAUCGCGGUACAAGUGUGUAUGCUCCAAAUCCCAAUACUGGUGCUCUUCUCAGCUAUUUAUCCUGUAGGUUUUAAUUUACUCUUCAGUGAUCUCCAUCUUUGGGCAUCAAUAUUCAGUGUCAUUUUAAUGAACUACAUCUUCAUGGAUGGCAAGUGCGACUAUUUCCAAGGCACAGUAUUGGUGGUGGUCUACCUCAUCAUCAUGGCCAUGUAUUACUUUGCUCCAUCGUAAAGCAGGUGCUGAGAGUGCUUUCAUUGAAUCAUUUGUGUGACUUGACAAUGAAUCAACAGCCAAGAAUUCUUCAGAAUCUCCUGUUUGAGUCUAACGUUACUCAAAUCAACAUUAAAAGGAGCUAAUGUUAAGAUUCCUGCAAGUAUUGAAGCCACUGACACACCACUAUUGGCACAAUUUGAAGUUAAUGUGUGGUAUAAUCAUCUGAUUAAUCUCUCAUUAACCAACUUCAAGUUCCCCCUGCAUGAUUGGAUUUGGUGAGAGUAAUUUGGAUGAAUUGCUUGAUUCUUCUUGGGAAGAGGUCAUUUUACAACACUCCCAGUGGAGCAGUGAAGUCUAAGAACUGCCACAGCUAAAUAUAUUUGAUAGCAAUUCCACUGGCUGCUAUUUGAUUUAAAUGUGAUUUCCUGCUUUUUUGAAUGGGGUGGGGGUGUAAAAGAACAUACUGGUAAUUCUGGGGAAAAAUUGUGCAUUUCUUAUAACUUCCUGUACAAUGGAGUGAGUAGUAUAUGUAUAUAAGCAAUUUCAAGUUAAUUUAAAAUAAAAUUUGUAUCUAUUAAUAACUAAA